This is a messenger RNA of Lobosporangium transversale, 1543 nucleotides long. Its product is annotated as aspartic peptidase domain-containing protein. The coding region runs from base 98 to 1315 and encodes 405 amino acids. The transcript has 3 exons. Gene Ontology annotation, molecular function: aspartic-type endopeptidase activity. Lineage: Eukaryota; Fungi; Mortierellomycota; Mortierellomycetes; Mortierellales; Mortierellaceae. Gene Ontology annotation, biological process: proteolysis. The record is from RefSeq and is a predicted model, not a curated record.
UUCACAUCCAACGACGCUUGCUCACAUUCUCUGUCACCUGCAUUCUUUCUAGCUUUCUUUUCUUUUCAUUUUCUCCCUUCUAUUUCCAUAACCCAUCAUGAAGAUCGCCUCAAUUAUUUCAUUGGCAGUCGCUGUCUUGUCCCUUACAAAUGCAGCACCCAUUGAUCGAAGGCCGCAUAGCCUAUUUGGUCCGCCAGCGGGGUCGUACAAGAGUCAUUCCGUUGCUUUGACCCGCAACCCUCGUUUCAAGCACAAUGUUCCAGCACAAUUGGCCAAACUCAACAGUCGCUUCCCAGGUGUCGUGAAGGUCUUGGCUUCGUCCGGCCGUGUUGAUGUGACUAAUGUCGAAAACGAUUUGGAGUAUUAUGGAGUUGUCUCCGUCGGUACGCCUCCACAGGAAGUCAAGCUGGAUUUUGAUACUGGCUCUUCCGAUAUCUGGUUUCCCGCUGUGAACUGCACAUCUGCCGCCUGCAAGCAACAUGCUCAAUAUGAUCCUUCUCUCUCUUCGACGUUCCAAGAAGAUGGCCGUCGUUGGAAGAUCACCUAUGGUGAUCAGUCUAGUGCCUCUGGUAUCUUGGGCAAUGACAUCGUCACUGUCGGAGGCAUUUCUGUUUACCAGACAAUUGGUCUUGCUCAAAAACAGUCAUCCCAUUUCUCUUCCUCGAUUUCGGAUGGUCUCUUUGGCCUUGGUUUCAAUACCAUUGAAACCGUACCUGGCGUCAAGACCUUCUUGGACAAUGCAAUUGAAGCUGGCCUAUUAGAGAAACCCGUUAUCUCCGUCUUUUUGCCCUCAGUCCGCCGAAACGGCGGGGUUGGGGGUGAGUAUCUCUUUGGUGAUAUUGAUGAGUCUAAAUUCUUGGGCGAGUUGACCUAUGUCCCCAUCACCAAGAAAGGCUACUGGCAAAUCAAGGUUGAGGAUGCUGGGUUCAAUGACGAUUCUAUCCAACAGUCCUCUGAGGGUAUUGUGGACACCGGUACGACAUUGAUCAUCGUGAGCGAUAAAGCUGCGAAUGCCAUCCACAGCAAGAUCGAAGGUGCACUGAAAGAUCCCAAGAACGGAUGGACAGUUCCCUGCUCCUUGAGCUCAAACACUGAGGACAACAUCACGUUUACAAUGAGUGGAACUGCAUUCAAUGUACCAAUUGCAGAUCUGGCAUUUGAGGAUGUUGGAGAUGGGUCUGGAAACUGUUUCUCAGGCAUUCAAGGUGGUCAGGAAGGCCUUUGGAUCUUGGGUGAUGUUUUCAUUAAGAACAAUUACUGUGUCUUUGACCAAGGUGAAGCUCGUAUCGGCAUCGCACCCUUGAAGUAUGACUAAAACACACGCAUACACAAAAAAAGGCUCGGUCGUUCUAAUUAUAUAAUCAGCAUUAUAAUGGGUGGGAUGCUGGACAUUCGACCCGUCUCUUCUGGUCUAUCAAAGGCUGAUACGCUCAUGAAUAUACCAUUUAAAAUAUAUUUAAAUAUGUAGUAUAAAAAAUAAGAUACAUGUAAUAUUCAUUUAUACUCUGUUAUCCUUAUACAAACGUAAAGUAAACUAUACCCU